Messenger RNA from Cladophialophora psammophila CBS 110553, 744 nucleotides. RefSeq lists its product as uncharacterized. The record is from RefSeq and is a predicted model, not a curated record. NCBI's taxonomy places the organism in Eukaryota, Fungi, Ascomycota, Eurotiomycetes, Chaetothyriales, Herpotrichiellaceae. The coding region runs from base 1 to 744 and encodes 247 amino acids. Gene Ontology annotation, molecular function: oxidoreductase activity, acting on the CH-OH group of donors, NAD or NADP as acceptor. The transcript is spliced from 3 exons.
AUGGCGGACUUCAAGGAUAAGGUCAUCGUGCUGACAGGAGCCUCCAAUGGAAUCGGCGCAGCAACGGCUCAACUGUUUCUGGAACAAGGCGCCAAACUCGCAGCACUGGACAUUGUCGACGCUCCACCAUCAACUGAUGCCCAACGGCUCAAUAUCAAAUGCGACGUCUCGUCAGAGGAGUCCGUGAAUGCAGCAAUCAAGCAAGUUCUGGACAAGUGGUCCACCAUCGACGCCCUUGUCAACGUCGCCGGGGUCAUGGAUCAGUUUGAGCGGGUCGGCGACGUGUCAAACGAAAUCUGGAACCGUGUCAUGAACAUCAACCUCAACGGCCCUUUGAACACGAUGCGCGCCUGCAUCAACCACUUCCUGACGAAGACGACGGAACAGAAGGGCCGCAUAGUCAACGUCGGUUCUCUGGCUUCGAUCAAGGGCGGCACCGCUGGCGUCGCCUACACGACCUCCAAGCACGCCUUGCUCGGCCUCUCGCGCAACACGGCCUGGAUGUACGCCAAGGAGGGCAUUCAGUGCAACAUCCUGUUCCCCGGCGGCGUGAGCACGGAUAUCAUGAAGAACAGCAAAUCCAUCCCCAACAAGGUAGGAAUGGAUACGGUGAUGCCGACCAUGGCGACGUCGGUGGGAAACUGCGAGCCGGGAGACAUGGCGAGGGCGAUUCUGUUUUUAGCCAGCGCGCCCGGGCUGAAUGGCGCCGAGUUGAAGGUCGAUAAAGGCUGGUCGACUGCUUGA